Messenger RNA from Loxodonta africana (African savanna elephant), 17535 nucleotides. It is a transcript of the gene TPRKB, whose product is annotated as TP53RK binding protein. The transcript is spliced from 5 exons. Bases 8731 to 9258 code for a protein of 175 amino acids. Gene Ontology annotation, cellular component: cytosol; EKC/KEOPS complex; nucleus. NCBI's taxonomy places the organism in Eukaryota, Metazoa, Chordata, Mammalia, Proboscidea, Elephantidae. The record is from RefSeq and is a predicted model, not a curated record. Gene Ontology annotation, biological process: tRNA threonylcarbamoyladenosine modification.
UUUUUUUUUUUUCCUAGCCAAGAAAACAAAUCUGAAGCUUCUGGGGUCUCUAACUAUUUUGGUGGAGUUGUAAAGUAUGUUAAAGUAUGAGUUUAUUUUUUAUGGUAAUAACAUCUUGGUGUGUUUCUUGUGUCACAAAGGUUAGUGGUAUUUAUUUAUAACUCAGGGGAUGGGUAGUUGUGAUCAGGGUUGCAGACGAAGGGUGAGAGGCCACAGUGGAAAGUUGGAGCGGGGAAAUUAGGAGAAAGCACUUGGGUAGUGGGAAGUCCUCAAUAGGUUGAAGGAUGGCCAAUAUGAGACAGCUGCCUCCUAGGAAAGUAAUAGUCACUAUUAAUUUUUAGAAUGGCACAGAUAGUAAUCUCUACAAGAUUUCUAGGGUGUAUGUUUUGGCAGUCGGAAGUAUACCAGGGGCAUGGGCUGAGCAAACAGCAAGCUCGACGGGGAAUCCAUAAUAUCCAGGAUAUCCCAUGUGCGUUUGUCAGUACCUUAGGAGAGGCAGUCUGUGGGCAGCCUUGGGGCAACGGUCUCAGUGUCCGGGUGAAGUCCUCACCAGUGCAGAGGGUGAUGUGGUCUGAGGGUGUGGGACUGGAGUAUCCUCAGGUGGAUAGCCAUUUGAAUUGAUGUGGCUCAUGUAGUUAAUAAGGUUUUAGACUGAUUUCCAAUUAAGAUAGCUGUAGCUGAGAUUAGAGUUUCAGCACUAGGCUGUAGGCAGCCUCUCUCCCCCCUCCACCCCAAGUUUAGCCAGUAACUGUGGGCCUUUGCCUCAGUUGUCCAUUAGGUUGGUGAUGGGCCUGUAGGGCAAUCAGUAGUUAUCAGGUCCCAAGAAAGUGUGUGCUCUUGAUUUGGGCUCCAGCCCUCGUGGGAUGGGGGAAGGAUCAAUAAUCCGUAAAGCCUUAGCUAACCAAAAGGUCAGCAGUUUGAACCUACCCAGUGGCUCCAUGAGAGAAAAGACCUGGCAAUCUGCUCUUGUAAAGAUUGUUGUGUGCUGUUGAAUGGGUUCCGACUCAUAGUGACCUUAUAGGACAAAGUAGAACUGCCACAUAGGGUUUCCUAAUCUAUAUCAAGCUUACCUAGGGACAAAAGACCUAGGGAUCUGCUACUGUAAAAAUUACAGCCUAGGGAACCCUAUGGGGGCAGUUCUCCUUUGUCCCAUAGGGUUGCUCUGAGUUGGAAUCCACUCGACGUUACACAAUGACAUAUAUGUGAGGUGCCAUCAAGUUGGUUCCAACUUGUAGCAACCCUGUGCACAACAGAAUGAAACAGUGCCUGGUCCUGCACCAUCCCCACAAUUGUUGCUAUGCUUGAACCCAUUGUUGCAACCACUGUGUCAGUCCACCUCAUUGAGGGUCUUCCUCUUUUUUGCUGACCCUCCACCAAGCAUUAUGUCCUUCUCCAGGGACUGACCCCUCCUGACAACAUGUCCAAAGUAAGUGAGAUGUAAUGUUGCCAUCUUUGCUUCUAAGGAGUAUUCUUGUUGUACUUCUUUCAAGACAGAUUUGUUCAUUCUUUUGGCAGUCCAUGGUAUAUUCAAUAUUCUUCUCCAACACCACAAUUCAAAAGUGUCACUUCUUUUUCAGCCUUCCUUAUUCACUGUCCAACUUUUGCAUGCAUAUGAGGCGACUGAAAACACCAUAGCUUGGGUAAGGCGCAUCUUAGUUCUCAAGGUGACAUCCUUGCUUUUAAACACUUUAAAGAGAUUUUUUUUUGCAGCAGAUGUACCCAAUGCAAUGUGUCUUUUGAUUUCUCAGCUGCCGCUUCCAUGGGUGUUGAUUGUGAAUCCAAGUAAAAUGAAAUCCUUGACAACCUCAGUCUCCUCUCUGUUUAUCAUGACGUUGCUUAUUGGCCCAGUUGUGAGGAUUUUUGUUUUCUUUGUGUUGAGGUGUAAUCCAUACUGAAGGCUGUGGUCUUUGAUCUUCAUUAGUAAGUGCUUCAAGUCCUCUUCACCUUAAGCAAGCAAGGUUGUGUCAUCUACAUAAUGCAGGUUGUUAAUGAGUCUUCCUCCAACCCUAAUGCCCCAUUCUUUUUCAUAUAGUCCAGUUUAUUGGAUUAUUUGUUCAGCAUACAGAUUGAAUAGGUAUGGUAAAAGGAUACAACCCUGAUGCACACCUUUCCUGACUUUAAACCAUACAGUAUCCCCUUGUUCUGUUCGAAUGGCUGCCUCUUGAUCCAUGUACAGAUUCCUCAUGAGCAUGAUUAAGUGUUCUGGAAUUCCCAUUCUCCGCAGUGUUAACCAUAAUUUGUUAUGAUCCAUACAGUCGAAUGCCUUAGCAUAGUCAAUAAAACACAGGUAAACAUCUUUCUGGUAUUCUCUGCUUUCAGCCAGGAUCCAUCUGACAUCAGCAAAUGAUAUCCUUGAUUUCAUGUCCUUUUCUAGAUCUGGCUUGAAUUUUUGGCAGUUCCCUGUUGGUAUACUGCUACAGCUGCUUUUGAAUGAUCUUCAGCAAAGUUUUGCUUGCAUAUGACCUUAAUGAUAUUGUUCAAUAAUUUCUACAUUCAGUUGGAUCACCUUUCUUGGGAAUAGGCAUAAAUGUGGAUCUCUUCAGUUGGUUGGCCAGGUAGCUGUCUUCCAAAUUUCUUGGCAUAGACAAGUGAGCACUUCCAGCGCUGCAUCCGUUUGUUGAAACAUCUCAGUUGGUAUUCUGUCAAUUCCUGGAGCCUCGUUUUUUGCCAAUGCCUUCAGUGCAGCUUGGACCUCUUCCCUUUAGUACCAUCGGUUCCUGAUCAUAUGUUACCUCCUGACAUGGUAGAACAUUGACCAGUUCUUUUUGGUAUAGUGACUGUGUAUUCCUUCCAUAUUCUUUUGAUGCUUCCUGUGUUGUUUAAUAUAUUCCCCAUAGAAUCCUUCAGUAUUGGGAUGUGAGGCUUGAAUUUUUUCUUCAGUUCUUUCAGCUUGAGAAAUGCUGUUCUUCCUUUUUGAUUUUCUAUCUCCAGGUCUUUGCACAUGUCAUCAAAAUACUUUGUCUUCUCAAGCCACCCUUUGAAAUCUUCUGUUCAGCUCUUUUACUUCAUCAUUUUUUCCUUUUGCUUUCGCUACUAGAUGUUCAAGAGCAAGUUUCAGAGUUUCUUCUGACAUCCAUUUAGGUCUUUUCUUUUUCUCCUGUCUUUUUAAUGACCUCUUGGUUUCUUCAUGUAUGAUGUCCCUGAUGUCAGUCCAUAACUCGUCUGGUUUUCAGUCAUUAGAGUUCAGUCCAUAACUUGUCUGGUUUUCAGUCAGAGUUCAAUGCAUUAAAUCCAUUCUCGAGAUGGUCUCUAAAUUCAGGUGGGAUAUACUCAAGGUUCGUACUUUGGCUCUCGUGGACUUGUUCUAAUUUUCUUUAAUUUCGCCUUGAACUUGCAUAGGAGUAAUUGAUGGUCUGAUCCAAAGUUGGCCCCUAGUCUUGUUCUGACUGAUAAUAUUGAGCUUUUCCAUUGUCUCUUUCUACAGAUGUAGUCGAUUCGAUUCCUGUGUAUUCCAUCUGGUGAGGUCCACGUGUAUAGUCACCGUUUAUGUUGGUGAAAAAAGGUAUUUGGAAUGAAGAAGUCAUUGGUCUUGAAAAAUUCAAUCGUGAUCUCCAGCAUCGUUUCUGUCACCAAGGGCAUAUUUUCCAACUACUGUUCCUUCUUUUUUGUUUCCAGCUUUUGCAUUCCAAUCACCAGUAAUUAUCAGUGCAUCCUGAUUGCAUAUUUGAUCAAUUUCAGACUGCAGAUGUUGGUAAAAAUCUUCAGUUUCUUCAUCUUUGGUCUUAGUGUUUGGUGCAUAAAUUUGAAUAAUAGUCAUAUUAACUGGUCUUCCUUGUAGGCAUAUGGAUAUUAUCCUAUCACUAACAGUCUUGUACUUCAGGAUAGAUCUUGAAAUGUUCUUUUUGAUGAAGAAUGCAACACCAUUCCUUUUCAAGUUGUCAUUCCUGGGAUAGUAGACCAUAUGAUUGUCCAAUUCAAAGGGACCAAUACCAGUCCAUUUCAGUUCACGAAUGCAUAGGAUAUUAACUUUUAUGUGUUCCAUUUCAUUUUUGAUGGUUUCCAACUGUCCUAGAUUCAUACUUCAUACAUUCCAGGUUUGGAUUAUUAAUGGAUGUUUGCAGCUGUUUCUUCUCAUUUUGAGUCGUGCCAUAUCAGCAAAUGAAGGUCCUUGAAAGCUUGAAUCCAUCCACGUCAUUCAGGCUGACUCUACUUUGAGGAGGCAGCUCUUCCCCAGUCACAUUUUGAGUGCCUUCCAAUCUGAGGGGCUCAUCUGCUGGCACUAUAUCAGACAGUGUUCUGCUAUUCAUAAGGUUUUUACUGGCUAAAUGACAUGUAUAGUAAGGUUUUACACAUAAUAAAGGCAAGCCACAUCCCGUUUAAAUAUAGGAAAGGGUGAUGGGAAGGUUUUUUCCUAAAGUUGGUAUGAGUUAUGAGUCAGCCAAGGGGCCUUAAGAGAAAUUAAGGCUUGGGGCAAGAGGGAAACCCAUUUAGGGAUUUAUUUGUUAUUUUAUAAUUUAAAUAGUUGUUUGAAGAGACCAUUAUGUCUCUCAAGUAAAUUGACUGCCUGGGACCAGUCAGGGAGAUGAAAGUUCCAUUGAAUGCCUUUUUUUCAAGAGCCUUUUUCACUGUAUAUUUUGAGAAGUGAAAUGUAUGCCUUGUUUAUUAUCGAUAAUGUCUGGAACUCUGAAGGUACAGCUUUGUAUUGUGGCCUUAGCAUAUGUAGAGAUAUGUAUGACCUUGUUUAUAUUUUGGCUGUGAGGUAAGAGAUUCCCAGAAUUCUUUGCCUUGAAUGGGGCAGUUCCUGGGCUGUGGCCCAAGAGUUUGUAAAAAAAAAAAAAAAUAUGCAGAUGGGCCAUAUGUCAGCCAGGCCAUCCAGUGCUAAGGUAACUGCCUGAAGUUCAGCCAGUUGUGCAGCCCUUGGUCCCAUUCUUUAUCAGGAGUAUCCUGAUGGGUAAAUGGAAAGCAGCAAUAUCCUGCUGAGCUUCAUAACUUGUGAUGAGGGCAGUGCCAUCUGUACAGUCUAGUAACUCCCAUUGCCCUACACUCAGUUAAUCCCAAGCGACUUCUCAGGUAGCCGAUGCACCUGGGCGAGGGGUGGCCUCUUCCAGCACCAUGGUAUCUGGCAAGGGACUGAGGAUAAGGGAGGCCACCACCUCCUGUAGGUGGAAUAUGCAGAGAGCCCAGGUUUGGCUCCAUCCCAUAUCGAGGAGGACUGGGUAGGCAUGCCGAGAUUGUGGGGUGCUGUUUCUGGGAUGUAAGAUAUAAUGGGCAGGUGGGUCCCAAGCUCAGGGUCUGUGAGAACCUCUAUUUCCAAGAAGCCCAGCAUGCAGUCAGCAAUUGUCACUCUAAUGGUGCAUGGCACAGAGCCGAGAAGGGCAAUUUCUUACAUUAGAAGCCCAUGGGCAACUUGUGACCAACAUAUGUGGUCCAGAGAACCAGGGGGCAUGAGAGGAGGUUCCUAAAGCUCUGCAAUGAAGGAGUCUGCGGGUGCUAACCAGAGUAUCAGCUGAUUUCAAUUUAGAUAGAUUCUAGAGCCUUUUAUUGGAGGGGCCUCAUUCAAGGUGAGCUGCGUUGUAAAUAGCAGCAUCAGUGAGAUUAAGUAAAACUUGUGAGUGAGGAAUGUGUUGCCUUCAGGACAAAAAAACCGAAAAGAUGUUGGACUUGGUGUCCUUAGUGUGUGAAACAAAUCUCCAGGGCAGAUAUCAUUACUGUAAUUGAACCUGUGUUCCUGGAGAAAGAUGGAUGAAGUUAUGAUCUUGGCUGCAAAGAUGGUGUUUGUUGGCAAGGCUGCUGAGAUAACCCAUGGGUAGCCUGUUAAAAGUGUAUGUCCCUUUAGAGGUGAAAGCAAGCUGUGGCUGAGAGCCUGUUAGAAUAGGUGCUAAAUAGAACAUAUUAGCCAAAUCUAUACUAGUAAAAUAUUUAUUAAUUGCUAAUGGGAUGGAGGCAGUCAUUUUAAUAAUAUUGGGUAUGGGGCUUUAAUGGAUGGGGCCAGAGCAUCAAGGCUUCAGUAGUCUAGUGUGACGUGCCAGUUAUCCCUUCCAGGCUUGAGAAUAGACAAAAUUGGGCUGUUAAAUGGGGCAGUAGUGGGGGUAAUCCUCCUUUUCACUAAUUAGGUCUUGUAAGUUUUAAUCCUCGAAGGCCCUGUUUUAACUUUUAUUAAAACCCAUUGCCGUUGAGUUGAUUCCGACUCAUAGUGGCCCUAUAGCAACCCUAUCGACAGAGUAGAACUGCCCCGUAGGGUUUCCAAGAAGUAGCUGGUGGGUUCAAACUGCCUACCUUUUGGUUAGCAGGUGUCAUGGAUUGAAUUGCGUUCCCCCAAAAUAUGUGUCAACUUGGUAAGGCCAUAAUUCCCAGUAUUGUGUGGUGUCCUCCAUUCUGUGAUUUUCCUGUGUGUUAUAAAUCAUAAUCUCUGCCUGCGGUUAAAGAGGAUUAGGGUGGGAUGUAACACCCUUGCUCUGGUCAUUUCCCUGAUCCAAUGUAGUUUCCCUGGGGAGUGGCCUGCACCACCUUUUAUCUUACAAGAGAUAAAAGGAAAGGGAAGCAGGCUGAGAGUUGGGUGGAGGGGGGACCUCAUACCACCAAGAAAGAAGCACCGAGAACAGAGCACGUCCUUCGAACCCUGGGGUUCCUGCGCGGAGAAGCUCCUAGUCCAGGGAAGACUGACAAGGACUUUCCUCCAGAGCUGACAGAGAGAGAAAGCCUUCCCCUGAAGCUCAUGCCCUGAAUUUGCACUUCUAGCCCACUGCACGUAAGAGAAUAAACUUGUUUGUUAAAGCCAUCCACUUGUGGUAUAUCUGUUGUAGCAGCGCUAGAUGACUAAGACAGCAGCCAAAUGCUUAACCACGAGUUUGUGGAGUCCCAUUUUGUCAAGUCAAUUUGUAAGUGUCAAAGUCUCAGUGUUACUUUAUUACUCAUUGUAUCGGUGUCCAUACCCUCUGUUGGUAUUUUAGGGCAAUGGGGGCUAAGAUUAUGGGAAAUUUAGGCAAGGCAAUAGUUUCAAUGGUUAAGAUGAAGCGUAUUUAUUUGUUCCGUAUUUUAUAUUCAAUAAUUUCCCUAAGAUUACAGGUGGUACCCUGUUUAAAUUUAGUGAGAACCCACGUAUAACUAAUUUGAGCCCUGGUUUUAAGUUCAUGAAGGUUUGGCAAUUGGUGUAUUUCAGUAAGAUACUAAAGUUAAUUUAGAAGGUAUACUUUAAUGGCAUAAAAGCCAAUUGGCAUCCUUUAAACUUUUUGCUGUAUAAAUUAUUUUAAUAAAUUUUGGAAUGAAGAUGGCCACCAAAAAAAAACCAAUUGCUGUCAAGUCAGUUCUGACUCAUGGCGACCCCGUGUGUUACAAAGUGGACCUGCUUCAUAUGGUUCAUAUGGUUUUCUUGGCUGCAAUCUUUACAGAAGAAGAUCACCAGACUUCUUACACUGUCCUGCUAGAUGGGUUCAAACUGCCAACCUCUGAAGCUGAAGUGAUGUGAGAGGAUGAAAUCACAGCACAGAACAUGUAGAAGGACAAGGUUAAGGAUGAAACAUGGGCAUUUAUGUGCACCGCUCUUCAUUCAGCAAGUAUGUAUUAAGUACUUGUCCGUAAGGCCUAAAGCACUUGAGAAGAUACACAGACGAGAAAGACACAGUCAUCACUUGGCAUAGGAGAUGUAAAAAUAAUAACUAUAAUACAAGAAGGGGACAAAUACCAUUAAAGAAACAUGUAGGCAUGGAAUUAGGGAAAGCUCCCUGAUGGAGGUGACCAUUUAUCUAGUAAACUGGUCCUUGAAUAGCUAGGGUCUUGACAAGCCCUGAUUGGUGAAGGUAGCAUUCUAAAGACUAGCAGCAGCAAAAGACAAGGGCCAUGAACCAUCAGUGCUGUCUGGAGACAAACUAGUAAUACACUAGGCUUGGGUAAGGUGUGAGAAAGGAAGGUCGGAGCCAUAGCACCGACCUCCUUGAAGGCCCUACUGAGACCUGUUUUGGACUUCUUCUGAGGAACAUCCAACAAGACUGGUCUUUAAAAACCUACCAUCCACAUCUAAUCUUUGAUCACACGUUUUUAAAGUAGGCGCCUUAUAUGGUUUGGUUGUCAGCAAAGAUUAAAUCCACUUUUCAUGGAUUAAGAUUUUCCAGCAUAAAGGACGGCGAAAAUAAUCCUCUGUAUUGGGGAUUUUCUCUUCUCUAGGAAGCAGACACACUCAGGUUUGACAUGUCUGAUUUACGAGCCUGCUAGAUGAAGGAAGAUGUUGGUACUGUCACCGUCCUAAGUAUCCGAAGCCAAUCACCGAGCGCGAGCUGCUCCAGGAGAUCCUCCCCAAAUGACGGCUCCGAGAAGCAGCAGCAGAGUGAGUCCCGCCUGCCCCAAAAAGCACUGUGCUCGAGCGGCGGAAAGGGACGUAGAGCUCGUUGACGUCAGGGUUCGUCUUUGCACAGGAAGAGACCGCGGACAUCUCUUCCAAGGCCCAAGAGUUAGGGACAAAGCUGGGAAAUCAAACCCAGGCCUCAGCUUCUGGGCCACGGAUUCUUCUCGCCUCCCUCGCAGGGUGACAGACCGAGCCCUGCUCUCUGCGUCCGCUGACGCGACUCACGCUAGCGGGUCACGGGAGGGGCUGGCGGGACCAAGGUCGGAAGUUCCUCCCGCCGGGCUCCAGAAAACGCCAGCGACCUGGAGCCGGCGCAGCCGGAAACGGCUCGGGGACGGCGGGGAUUGGACGCAGGUGCGGCCGAGCUCCCGGAAGUGGAGGGUUUUGUUUCCGAGGGGGAGAUCUUCCGAGUCGGACCGGACCGGGGUUGUAAAAUCCUGCUUAUCUAUGAAAUGCAGUUAACACAUCAGCUGGACCUAUUUCCGGAAUGCAGGGUGACCCUUCUCUUAUUUAAAGAUGUAAAAAAUGCUGGUGACUUGAGAAAAAAGGCCAUGGAAGGCACCAUCAGUGGCUCAUUAAUAAAUCCUACGAUGAUUGUUGAUCCAUUUCAGAUACUUGUAGCAGCAAACAAAGCAGUUCACCUCUACAAACUGGGAAAAAUGAAGACAAGAACUUUAUCUACUGAAAUUAUUUUCAACCUUUCCCCAAAUAACAACAUUUCAGAGGCUUUGAAAAAAUUUGGCAUCUCAGCAAAUGACACGUCAAUUCUAAUGGUUUACAUUGAAGAGGGAGAAGAACAAAUAAAUCAAGAACACCUAAUAUCUCAAGUAGAAGGUCAUCAGGUUUCUCUGGAAAGUCUUCCUGAGAUAACAAAUAUUACAGAAGUCAGAAAGAUAUAUAAGCUAUCUUCCCAAGAAGAAAGUAUUGGGACAUUAUUAGAUGGUAUCAUUUGUAGAAUGUCAACAAAAGAUGUUUUAUGAACUGUUAGAAAUACCAAAAUUUUGAGCAUUUAAAAAAAAAAUUUGGUUUUCCUUCCUCAUAACAUUAAUAUAUGUUCAUUGUAGAAAAAUUUAAAAACAUAGAAUGGUAUAAAGAAGGAAAAAAAAAAAAAACCCUAGUCUUCCCUCUUUUAAUAUUUUAAAAGAAAAACUACUUUUACUGUUAUUCUGUAUCCAUUCAAAUAUAUUUUAUUUUUAUAUAACUGGAAUAAUAAUUGCAGGCCUUUAUUGAAUACUUAUAUGAGGUUCUUGAUUUAGUGAUUUUAUUUCCAUCAGCUCAUAUCCUUGCCCUUACAUGUGGCUACUCUUCCAUUAGCUGUCUCAUCCCCUGGUAUUUGUCUGAUCCUGGUUCUGAGUCUCUUAUGUACAAGAAUUCAUUUAAUUCUUAUAACAACCUAAUAAGGUAGAUACUGUUAUCAUCCCCAUUUUCCACAUGAAGUAACUAAAACAUUACUGAAAUAUUUAAGUAACUUGCCCAAGGUCAUACAGCUAGUAUGGAAUCAUACUUAUACAUGGUCUGACAUUUUUCUUUCUCACUUUAUCUUAUAUUUUGAUUGGGUCAGUCAGAAUAGGCUGGGUCAGAGGUCAGCAAACUCUGAAUAUUUUUGGCUGUGUGAGCCAUACAGUCUCUGUUGCAGCUGCUCAACUCUGCCAUGGUAGUGCAAGAGCAGCCAUGGACGAUGCAUAAAUGAUGAGCAUGACUGUGUUCCAGUAAAAUUUUAUUUUUAGAAACAAGUGGCAGGCAGGAUAUGACCUGUGGGCCAAAGUGUGUGGACUCUGGGUUAGGUUCGACUGCAGUUACAAACAGCCCCUGACGCUAUAUGGCUUGGCACAAGAAUGUAUGUCUUGCUCACUCUGCAUGUUGAGCGUGAAUCAGCAGGAGGACAUUGUGGUGGCUCAGGAGCCCAGUCCGCUGGAAGCAUCAUCUCAAGGUGUGUGCUGCUAUCACUGCACAGCUGGAUGAACCACACGGUCACUUUUAAAACUUCCUGGAAGUGACAGGCGUCACUUACCUCAUGUUUCAUCAGCCAAAGCAAGUCACAUGAUUACGCCAACUUCAAAAGGGGAUGCUGGAAAGUGGAGAAGUAGAACCCUUUGGUAACAAACUAAUGUUUUCCAUCAUGAUCAUAAAUAAUAAAGUACAUAGUUAACAUUUCCUGAGUGCUUACAAUACUCCAGGCACUGUGCUAAGCACUUUAGAUGCAUAUCUUGUUUCGUCCUCACUACAACCCUAAGUGGACUAAUAAGCAACAUCAUGAUAAACAGAAAAGAUUGUCAAGGACUUUGUUUUACUUGGGUCCACAAUCGACACCCAUGGAAGUAGAAGCCAAGAAAUCAAACGACGUACUGCAUUGGGCAAAUCUGCUACAAAAGUCCUCUUUAAAGUGUUAAAAAGCGAAGAUGUUGCUUUGAGGACUAAGAUGCACCUGACCCAAGCCAUGGUGUUUUCAGUUGCCUAACCUGCAUGUGAGAGCUGGACAGUGAAUAAGGAAGACCGAAGAAGAAUUGAUGCCUUUGAAAUUACGGUGUUUGCGAAGAAUAUUGAAUAUACCAUGGACUGCCAGAAGAAAGAACGAAUUUGUCUUGGAAGAAGUACAGCCAGAAUGCUCCUUAGAAGCAAGGCUGGCAAGACUUCGUCUCACGUACUUUGGGCGUGUUGUCAGGAGGGACCAGUCAUGAUUGGUGAGGUAGAGGGUCAGCGAAAAAGAGGAAGACUAUUGACAAUAUGAAUCGACACAGUGGGUGUAACAGUGGGCUCAAACAUAGCAAUGAUGGUGAGAACGGCGCAGGACCAGGCAGUAUUUUGUUCUGUUGUACAUAGGGUCGUUAUGAGUUGGAACCGACUCAACCACAUCUAACAACAACAACCAUAAGAGAUUUUACAAGUGAGGAAACAUAUUUAGUCUCAAUGUUUUAUUUCAAAAAAUUUCAAAUGUACUUAUCAAUUGAAAGUACUGCAGUGAGUACUCAUGUCCCCUUCACAUGAAUUCCCCAUUUGUUUUUAUGUGGCUCCAUUGGUUUGCUCUCAUUCUCUCCUCCUGUCUGUCUAUAUCUAUGUCGUUCUACACACACACUUUUUUUUUUUUUUAGCUGAACUAUUUGAAAGUUGAAGAUACCAUGACACUUCACCUUACUUUGGCGUGUCUCCCCUAAGAACAAGGACCCUGCCUAUAUAAAUAACCACAGUACUAUUAUUAUGCCCAAUAAUUUAAUAUUGAUACAGUUAUCCAAUAUGCAUCCAUAUUCAAAUCUCCCCCCCAAAUGACCUCUGUGCUACCCUCCCGCCCCGACCUCCCCAUCCAAGAUUCAGUCAAGGGUUAUGCAUUGUGUUGUCACUUAGUCUCUUUUAAUCUAGAACAAUAUUAUUUUUAAUGACAUUUUUUGAAGAGUACACCAGAUGUCUUUCAGAAUUUCCCACAAUCUGGGUUUGUUUAUGAUUACAGUCAGUUUAAAUAUUUUUGGCAAGAAGAGCAAAUGGAUGAUUUUGUGUCCUUCCCAUUAUGUCUCAUUGGGAGGCACAUAAUUAAUGCCAGUUGGUCCAGUUACUGGUGAUGUUAAGUUUGGUCACUUGGCCAGGAUGGGUUCCCUCACAUCUCUCCAUAGUAUGGGUUGUCAUUUUCCCUCAAGUUUAGAGAGUGAUGGUGCCCAAGAGGUCAGAGUAAGUGCUGUGGUCAAGGUUAAAACUCAGAUCAGAGUGACUCCAGAUCCUGUGUUCUCAGUGACUUCACCACACUGCCUGUUCCUGUGCCGUCACCCUCAAAAAGACAUCCUUGCAAUCCAUAUGUAACAUAGCACAUAAGUAACCUAUUUUCAUACUUUUAUGUUGCUUUCAAUUUCUCACUUUUACAAUUUUGCAAAUAAAUCUUUGCACGUUUCCAUUUCCUUAAGCUAGUUUCCCCAUAGUGAGAUUAUUGGAGGAAGAGGGUAUGAACUCUUGAAAGGUGUCAUUUUGCACCCCCAAGAGCAGUGUAUACACAUGCCUAUCUCACAGCAGUCUUGCCAGCGAUGUCUUUAUGAUAUUUUUGCCAAUUUGAGAGAUUGGACUACUGGUGAAGUUGAACUCAUGUUUCAGUUUAUAUGUUAAGAAGAGGCUUUUUAAAGGUUUAAUUUUUGUAACUAUGAUGUUUUUAACUCCUUUUGAGUCUUUGGGUCAAGAGGAAAAAGAAAAGUAAUGUCAUUUCCAGGGAAAAGUUAACAUUAGCUCUACCAGGCUUUUAGAAAGAGUAGUUUUGAGACAGUUUGGGAACACACGGUGUUGGUUAUAUUAACCAGGUAGUUCUAGGAUCAAAAUGCUCCCCCGUGUCUCUCCACUCACAAAAGCAGUCUCCUGGAAGAGAAAGGAAUGCAGUUGGGUAGAUUACAUGUAUUUGGUUCAUUAGUCAAGUUCAGAUUAAAACAAAAAGCCAGUAGUCUCUGGUGUGCUGGGAUAAGGUAGGGGAGUAACUACGAUGUAAAUGGCUUUAACACUCCCACCCUCUCACCCCACUCCCCCAUCCCACACAUUCCACAGAACCACAGGACCUGCUCAUCAGCCCUGAGCCUUCAUUUUAGGUUGUAGCCCAGUGGCUCACAGGCUCUAUUUCAGGCCUCCUGUGGCCUUCUUCAUUCUAUUCUACCUCUUGAUGACAGAAUUCUGCAGCUACUUCUUUGCAACCAAGACCAAAUCAAACCAGUUACCGUCAACUAGAUUCCAACUCAUGUUGACCCUAUGUGUGUGGACUAGAACCAUUCCGUAGGGUUUUCAAAGUUCUGACUUUUCAGAAGGACGUUACCAGGCAUUUCUCCCUUGGCACCUCUGGGUGGGUUCAAACCACCAAUGUUCCAGUUAGUAGACUAGGGCUUAACUGUUUGUGCCACCCAGGGACUCUUACCUUUGUCUGCAAACCCCCAAAUCAGCUUUUUUGCUGCUGGGACCUCUGCUGGAGUUGCAGCCGCAUCCCUGCUCUUGGCUUUGUUUUGCAGGCUUCAAUGGCACUCUGCGCUCACUGAUCACAAUGUAGAGUAAAGCAUAACCUUCUAGGUUGGUUGGUCUCAGAAUAAGCAAAGUUUUUUAUUCAUCUGAGGUACCUGUUCUUGAGUGUUUCAUAACCCUUGUGCCAGGUAUCUUCUGUCUUCCCCUCCAGAUCACUCUCCAAUCUUUCCCACCUUGUUCUCCGUCCAUGCGCCACAGCAACGGACCCCCUUGGCCCUUGGCUUCCACUUGGAUUUGGCCAGUGGAGGGAGACCUAGCUGGAGACUGGAGGGAGGAGAAGAGUGAGGCCAGAGUAUUUAUUCCCUUGGUCCCUUCUGUGCAAGAUCCCCUGGACUGGCUGUGUCCCUAGACCUCCACUCAGGGCAGCCUGCUCCACUCAAUUAGGUUCCUGUAUCCUCUCCCUUCCACCUCACUUCAGGCCUAUGGACAGUAACACUCCUGGUCCUAUACCAUCUAUUGUUCCCUUAUACCCACCCACACCUUCAUCAUCAGUCCCUUUGAUUAUAUUUAUAAAAUCUACUUGAAUUAUCCCAAUUUGAGUGUUGGGACCUAAUAUCCUCUCCCUUUCUCAGAGAAUUUGUUAAAGGUUAGAGACCAUUUGUUUUCUAUAGAGCUGCAACAAUUGUCCUAGGAUUUCUGAACAUCUUACCAAAGAUGACUUAUUUAUUGACUUUCUUUCCUCUUAAAAUGGUUCACCAUUAUUUCUGCUUCAUCCACCUAUCUCCUUAAAUUAUGAGUUCCUAGGGGCUGUCAGAGCACUUAUCUGAAGCUAGGUUAUUGUGAGCCCUGAUUAGAGAUCAGGGGAGAUGAUAGUCUUUCUAGGAACCUGAGUUGAAUGAACUUGAAUUGAUUUUUCUCUUCUUCAUGAGACUUCCAGAAUGUAUUACCACUUGGUUUUCUACCUUCCAUCUCAUUGGCCCAUUUCUGGACUGGGCUUUGUGCUGCCCAAAGGUCCAAUCAAAGAAUGUUCUUCACAGAGCAAACAUGGGACUUCAUUGAUAAAAAAAAAUAUAAGCUCCUCUCAAAUCCUACAGCUCUUGGAAUUACAGUGAUUCCAAAAUACAGUAAACUAUCUACUGUAACUAGGUCCCUUCCAGAGCGUUUGUUAUUGUUCACGCCUAUUUUUUAGUGUAAAUAACUAACAAGUUAACAGCUAAUUGUGAUACAAGUAACAGCAAUAACACACGUAUUUAAUAAGAAGUGCAAAAGCUACUCAGGUUCAAAGGAGGGAACAGAUAGAAGAUUGACCUGGCUGGGAGUGGUCAGAAGUGUUAAUGGAGCACUGAGUUGGAUCUCGAAGAGAGAACAGAGCAUUAGUCACAUACUGGGAUUUGCCAAGUAUGGCCUGACCACUGGCAAUAGGAUGGAUACGAUGGAGAGCUGAGCAUCAAAACACAGACCCACUCCAGGGAUAUGGCAGGAAAGUUUCAGUCUGGCAGUGAGCAAUGGGUGGCUCAGAGUAGGGCAAAGAACAGUGUUGGGGAGUUAGGGCAGUAUUUGCCUGAGGACAGAUGGUCAGCAAUGGGUAAGUAGACUGUUAGAUGUCCGUGGCUGGGGUUGAGUCUAGCAGAAGAGCUCAGUCUUAGGGAAUAAUAAAAGCAAGACAAGUCUUCAGUCUUGGCACAGGCAAAAGCACUUGGCAAGAAAGGAGAAAUUGUGGGGAAAGAAGAAAAGAGGAGAGGGAACAGCAUGGACAAAGGUAAACAGCAGGAAGGCAUGAGAUUGGCUGGGGAACUAGAUCAUGUAAUGGACUAGGAAUAAAGGAGAAAAGAUCUUGUGAAGAGUGGAUUGGGAGUCACAGUUUUCCAGCUUGGUGCUCAUUGUAAGAGAGGGAAUCUGCAAAGAUCUGCGUUCCAAGUGAAUUCUCAUGUAAAUCUUGGCUUACUUAUUAUUGGAUCAGCACCUAGAGUAGAGCCUGGCACAUUAUAUGUUUAAUAAAUACUCAUUAAGUCAAUAAGUGUUGAAAAAACCAAUAUGAAGCAACAUAAUUCAAGAGCAUAUUUCUAAGAGAAAAAUGCAGAGCUAAGCAUUAUAAAAAAGAAGGGGACUGCUGAGUAUGAUGUGGUCUAUUAAAAGAUGAUCCGGUGACACUGAGCACUAAAAAGUGGAGGGUGAUGGAGUGAUAAGGCCCUGUCUUAGGCUGGGUUCUUGAGAGAGACAAAACCAGUGCAGCAUAUAAAUAUACAUUAAAAACAAACAAAAAACUCGCAGGUAUUAAGUUGAUUCCAACUCAUAGUGACCCUAUAGGACAGAGUAUAACUGCCCUAUAGGGUUUCCAAGGAGUGCCUCGUGGAUGUGAACUGCCAACCUUUUGGUUAGCAGCUGAACUUUUAAUCACUACCCCACCAGGGUUUCCAGACAUGGGGUCAGAAGGUCCUAAUUGAAAUUUUCUUGGUUCUCCAAGAUUAAUAAAACCCAGUUUUAAAGGACUUUUAUAAUGACAUGGGGUUGAUGCCUGACCUCCUCUAACCUCACAAGGGGGAAGGAGAAUCAAGAUUAACAGCCCAAGGCUGAUUUGUACGAGGCAGAGGUCAGACAUGCCUCCUCUCUCUGCCAUCUUUAACAAUUCUGACACCAACUGUCCCUCCCACGGCACUGUCUACUUCUCUGCUGGGUUUGAUAAUUCAUUGUAAUGGCCACACAGAACUCACAGACAGUAGUGACGAUUAUUGGGUUUAUUAGGGAAGUUAUAGGUUACAAUUCAGAUAUAGAAACACUCAGGAUACAGUUCUUCCAUCAGGACAGCCUCUUCUCAGCAGUGCCCACAGGUUUGCCUCUCCGCCCCCUUGGCCUCUGCCCUACUCUGGCGAGUGUUACAAAGCUCUUUUAGUUUUGUCAAUAAGUGCCUGGAGGCAUCCUACUCUGCCAGUAAGCCUCGGCCUGAAGGUGCUCAGCUCUAGCUCCAUGGGUUGGCAAGCCUAGCUCCACUAAGUGCCUGGAGGCACCCUACUCCACAAGCAAGCUUCCUGCCCAAGGGCACUCAACUCUAGCUCUGUGGGCCAGGAAGCCCAAUGCGCCGUCUCCUGCUGUCCUUUGCUGCUGCUGUUUGUGUUCCCACUUCUCGUUGUCUUCAGUGUUAUAGCUCUCUCUCUCUCUUUUGGUCUUUUUGUUCCAGGAGAUUCUGUGCAGGGAUCCUGGGUCCAAAGGCUGUGCUCUGCUCUUGGCUCUUCUUCCUUGGUGGUGGUGAGAUCCUCUCCUUCCCACCUUUGGGAUGGCUCAUUUUAAGCCUAGUGAGAUGGCAAGACUGACCAAACCCUUUGCUAGUGUUCCAUAGACCUCAUUUGCCUGGUGAUUGGGUGGGAGUUAUAAGACCAUGGUGAGAGGCCAUAUAAAAGUGAUCUAGGGGGCGGAGCCAAGAUGGCGGACUAGGCAGACGCUACCUCGGAUCCCUCUUACAACAAAGACACGGAAAAACAAGUGAAUCGAUCACAUACAUAACAAUCUACGAACCCUGAACAACAAACAAAGAUUUAGAGACGGAGAACGAACUAAUAUGGGGAAGCAGCGAUUGUUUCCAGAGCCUGGAGCCAGCGUACCAGUCAGGUACGGCACAAGCACAGAGAGCGGCUCCACCCCCCUGAACUUACCCCGGGAGGGGGACCAGCCAGUUCCACGGGCGGCGUGGGACGCAGCCAGUAGGAGAAGUCCCCGGGAGGCAGUGACUGGUCUUGGAGCAGAAAGAGCAGCGUCCGAGCUGGGGAAUCGUCCCGCAGGGAUUUGGACUGGACACAGGUAUGGCAUAAACACGGAGAGUUGCUCCACCCCCCUGAACUAACCCCGGGAAGGGGACCAGCCGGGUCGCGCGGGCGGCGUGGAACGCAGCCGGUAGGAGAAGUCCCUGGGAGGCAGCGACUGGUAUUGGAGCGGGGAGAACAGCGUCCCAGCCGGAACACUCAGUCACGGCACAAACACGGGGACCUGCUCCACCCAUCUGAAGUAACCCCGGGAGGAGGCCUAACUGGUUCUCGGAGGCGGCACGACCACGUGGCUGGAGGGACGAGAAGUCCCCGGGAGGCAGCGACUGAUUUUGGAGUCGAGAGUGCACCGUCCCAGUAGGGGAGCCUUGACGCUGGGCGUGGGGCUGGAAGCGGAGGAUCUGACCGUGACUCCAGCGGGCCAGACCCCCCGGGGGCAAUCUCCACACAGCCAGCACACAUAGGCGACGCGCCCCGCGGGAAUCUCAGAUAUAAUAGUCAUUCCAAGCAAGACAAGCAACUCUGGCUAUAUUCUGAGGUGCUACUCUCCUAUCUCUCUGUUCCCUCCCCCACCCUCCCCAGGCGGCUUCA